GAAGACCUAAAAGGAGGAAAUAAAAUAAAAAUGGAAAAAUAAGGAAGAUAAAUUGAAGCAAUAUUAAAAAAGAAAAGGAAAACCAUAUUUACUCUUCUCAUCUGUUCUCUCUCUCUCUCUCUCUCUCCACCGCCAAUCUCAUUAAAGUCUUUCCCUUUCUCUCUCUCUUUCUCUCCGCCGAUGGUAAACGACGGCGACUCUCACCGCAACUAAAAGGGGCAACAAAACAGUCGCAAAAUGGCGGAGGAAGACGUGUCGCGCAAUUUCCGAGCCCUGGUGGAGAACGCGGACCGCAAGUUCGCGAGAGUCCGCGAUCUCCCGGCCUUCGGGCGAGCGCAGAGCCACUACUUCCACAAGGUCUUCAAGGCCUACAUGAAGCUCUGGAAUUACCAGCAGUCCCACCGGCCCAAGCUCGUCGCGUCGGGGCUGAACCGGUGGGAGAUCGGCGAGAUCGCGAGCCGGAUUGGGCAGCUCUACUUCAGCCAGUACAUGAGGACCAGCGAGGCUCGCUUCCUCCUCGAGUCCUACGUCUUCUACGAGGCCAUUCUCAAGCGGAGGUACUUCGAGGAAGGGGAGGAGAGGAAGGAUCUCAGCGCGAGGUCCAAGGAGCUGAGGUUCUACGCGAGGUUCUUGCUCGUUGCGUUGAUUGUUGAUCGGAGGGAGAUGGUUUUGCACUUGGCUGAGAAGCUUAGGGCUUUGGUUGAUGACAGCAAGUCUAAUUUUAGGGAGACCAACUUUAAGGAGUGGAGGAUAGUUGUGCAAGAGAUCACUCGGUUUACUAAAGCUGACGUGGACUUAACUUAUGUCAGGCCGCUUCGUUACUGCGCUAUGCUUGAUUCCUAUCCAGCUUCUCACACGUACCUAGCGAGGUUCCACGCUAAGAAGCUCUUCAAGUUUCGUGAUGCUCUAUUAGCUAGCUAUCACCGUAACGAGGUGAAAUACGCUGAAGUGACGUUGGAUACGUAUAGAAUGAUGCAGUGUUUAGAGUGGGAGCCUAGUGGGUCUUUUUACCAGAAGCGGCCUGUUGAGACGAAAGAGAAUGGUUUUGUGGUUGAUCAUACGCUGACCUCUGGGAUUAUAGAUAUGAAAUUGGCUGCUGAUAUGGCUGAUCCGUCGUUACCUCCUAAUCCUAGGAAAGCUGUUCUUUAUCGUCCCACAGUGUCCCACUUGCUUGCGGUCUUGGCGAUGAUCUGUGAUGAACUCUCUCCAGAGUGUGUGAUGCUGAUAUAUCUAUCUGCUUCAGGUGGCCCUGCUGCUCGUGAGAAUGUUGCGCAACCGGAGAACGCUGUCGGUUCAAGCAGAACAUCAAAAAGCAAGCUGCUUGGCCGAGCUUCCCAAGAGCAGAAGAGUUACAAGUCAGAACCUCUUAGCAACGGACACAAAUCUUCUGGGGGUUAUUAUGAUGAUUAUCUUUGGUUAGGUCCUAGAGGAGGCUCUGGUUCAAACAACCUUUACCCUGGUGAUCUAAUCCCUUUUACGCGGAAACCGCUUUUCUUGGUCAUUGAUAGCGACACUAGCCGAGCAUUCAAGGUUUUGAAUGGUGCAGAGAGAGGAGAGCCUGUUGCUCUACUUCUUUCGCCUCUGAAGCCAUCUCUGGAGAACCCAUCUGCUGAUGAUACAGCAGCAGCACUAAACGGAAGCCAGUUUACUUUUUUCUUGACAGCUCCUUUACAAGCAUUCUGUCAAAUGCUGGGCCUCUCGAACUCGGAUCCCGAACCUGAGGUUUAUGAUGAAGCAGAGAGCAUACUAUCUGCUUCUUUCUCUGAGUGGGAAACGAUCCUCUUGACUUCCAAAGUCUUGAAUCUUGUCUGGGCACAGGUCUUGCCUGAUCAGUUCUUGAGACGGCUGAUUCUCAGAUUCAUAUUCUGCCGGUCUGUACUCACUUGCUUGAGCCGCACAGAGGAUGAUGACCCGUAUUUACCACAAUGCCACCCGAGUCUCCCAGAUUCGCUCUCACCGGUGUCUAAAACGGUGCAGUCCACAGUAGAACGGCUAGCUGAUCACUUGGGUGUUGCCAAAUCUUUCCACUUCAGCAAGACAUAAAAACUAGAGAAACCUAUGAGCCUCUCUCUCACUCUAUAUCUCCAUCUCUGUGGUCGGGGAGGUUGGUAGGUGGAAUAGGUUGUAUGUUCACUUUUUUUUUAUAGAAAAAGUCUGUAUUUUUUUAGGGUAUAAAGAAAGUGUAAUUUGGAGAUUGAAUUUUUUUCUUUCUAGUUUUGAUGAUUCUUUAGCUUUGUGUUGUUCUUUGUAAAAGAUUAGAACCCAGGUAAUAAUUUACUAGUCUCUUUUCCUUCUCUCUUCUCAGGAUGGUUUGUUUUGUGUAUCUGAGGUAAAACUCUGCAUUGCAUAAAUAAAAGUGUGUCAUUGUUUCUUUA
Messenger RNA from Brassica rapa (field mustard), 2375 nucleotides. Its product is annotated as protein SCAI homolog. Gene Ontology annotation, biological process: DNA-templated transcription. NCBI's taxonomy places the organism in Eukaryota, Viridiplantae, Streptophyta, Magnoliopsida, Brassicales, Brassicaceae. Gene Ontology annotation, molecular function: transcription corepressor activity. The record is from RefSeq and is a predicted model, not a curated record.